CAUUUCCCAUUAAGGUGUUGUUUUCUUCAAUUUCCAGCAGUUUACACCUGUCAACAUUCCUAUCGACCUACAGCAUUAUAAAAGCGUUAUAAAAGCAGUCCGCGAUAUUGCAUUUAUAGACCCUCCAACUUGCCUUCCCUAUCCCCUCAUUUUUUGCUCUACAUAUCGCCCGCUAAAUCUCUGUCUUCAUUUUGUAGUGUUUUAUUAGUUCCUGCCACAUGAAUUGCAUGCAGAAAAUUAACUCUUUAUUAUAAUUCUAACAGCCACAAAGCAUUUUCCAACAAAACGCCCUUCGCGCCAUUUUUGAACCCAGACCCAGACACCGUGCGCGAAAGUCCGAAAAGGUAUUUGACAUCAAACCACUUUGCUUCCCUGCCCAACUGCCUCUGUCUGCACCUGUAACUCGCCCAUGUCAUGUGUUGAUCCGAGAGACACCGUCAUACCUUCUACUUCAUUCAACGCGCUGUUACUUAUUGCCAAAGUUUUCAUUCUUUGAAUCGUGCCUGCCAAAACCAGUGGAGGAAUCCGAAUCUCCUUUUAGAGCAGCUAUGGCAGGUGUUACCACGCCUCCCACUGAUGUCAAUGCUGGCCCAGGUUCAGCUGGAGUGCAUUCCGAUUCCACAAAGAAAAAGGAUGCCCUUAUUAACCAUAUGGACAUAAAUGUUCCCGAGGCUGAGAAGAGAAUUAAUGGAGCCUUAAACCUUCAUGACUUCUACACUGUUUACCUCAUAGAAACAAAGGUGACAGAUCCUGUCUGGCUUCAGAAUCAGAAGGAUGGUACUAUUGUGCGACUGGGUAGCCUCUGGCGCCGAUAUACAGAAUUUGAAGUUUUACAUAACUAUUUAUCGUCUAUGUACCCUUACAUAGUCCUUCCUCCACUCCCUGAAAAACGUGUCAUGUUCUCCUGGCAGAAGGUGGCAACUGACACAUUUGAUCCAGACUUUGUAGAUCGUAGAAGAGCUGGUUUGGAGAAUUUUUUAUUACGAAUUGCAUCCCAUCCAAUUUUGUCAUUCAAUCAACAGUUUUUGGCAUUUCUUCAGCAAGAGCAAGGAUGGCAGCCAAACGCAAAAGAACAUGGUUACCUGCAGCAGCUGGCUGAGUCCACCCAAAAGUCUAUGAUAGGUCUAAGAGAAUUAGACAAGAGAUUUGAGCAGGUAAAAAAUUAUAGCAACGAACUACAGGGUAAUAUGACUAAUAUUUUAAGAGUUCGAGCCAUAUUGGCUGAGAGAUUGUAUGGAAUUCAUAAACUUCAUGCUAACUAUGGAAGAGUUUUUAGUGAAUGGAGUGCAGUGGAAAAAGACAUGGGGGAUGGCUUGCAGAAAGCGGGGCACUAUCUUGAUAGUGUGGCUGCAGGUAUUGACACUGCUCUGGAAGAAGAAGAACUUCUUGCAGACCAGCUGAAGGAAUAUCUAUUUACUGCUGGGGCUCUUCACACAGUCUGCUGUCGGCAUGAAAUGUUACAAUUCCAAGUAGAACGAGCUCAGGACUUAGUUCAGCAACAUGUUUCAAAACUAGAACGAGUACAACAAGGCAAGACAAGUUUAAUGUCUCGUAUAUUUGGUACAGUUGAUACAGAUGAGUUACGGGAAGAACGUGUUAGUGUACUUGAGCAAAGAAUUGAAGAGCACAAAGGGAGUGUAAGCAAUACAAUCGAACAGAGAGACACAUUUUCUAAAGCUGCUCUGGUUGAUAUUGAACGUUUUCAAGAACAGAAAGUCAUUGACAUGAGAGAGACUUUUGCCAAUUACAUAAUGCUACAAAUGAAAAUUGCUCGUAAAGGCCUGCAAACUUGGACUCAUAUAAGGGAUUGCCUUGAAAGCAUCAAUUAAAUAGUUAUCUUGCUUUAAGCUUUUCACAUUUUCUUAUUGUUCAUUUCUGGUCUCUGUUUAAGUGUUAAGGGAUAAUUUCUUUUCAUUCCUGGGGAUCAAUCUCCAACAGUAUUGUUAAUUCAACUAAGUAGUACUUUCAUUCUGUGAUUAUUCGUUUGUAUUAAGAAGUUACAUCACAAUCUCUUUCUUAGCUUCUCUUGUACAGAAGAUGAUAUUCUGAGAAAUUUGGAAGAAUAGUACUUGAAAACCAUUUGAGUCUAGUCUUGGAUGUGUAGUCACAUGCACAUCCUCUCUUCAGAGAUUUUCUCUCCAGAUUUAGGUGGGACCAUAUUUUACAGAAAUUGAUUUUAUUUGUCUGUGCUGACACCUAUGAAUUUGAUAUUGGUGUUUUUGUUUUGUUUUUGUGAAGUGUUUAAUUGUUGAUAUUAUUGUGUUGCAAAUGAAAUGUAUAUUCACCCCUUGUUAUAAGUUCAUAAUAUAUUUUUUAUGUUUGUUAUAAAUUAUAAACAAAAAUCCUGUGA
Molecule: messenger RNA, 2350 nt
Organism: Frankliniella occidentalis (western flower thrips)
Lineage: Eukaryota; Metazoa; Arthropoda; Insecta; Thysanoptera; Thripidae
Product: sorting nexin-4
Exons: 9
Coding region: 549-1829 (426 amino acids)
Biological process (GO): protein transport
Molecular function (GO): phosphatidylinositol binding
Source: RefSeq, a predicted model, not a curated record